AUGGAGUGGGUCCUUGCGGAAACGCUGCUAUCGCAGAGCCGGGACCCCCGGGUCCUGCUUGGGGCGCUGUGUCGCGGGGAGGCGUCCGCAGAGCGCGUGGAGACGCUGCGCUUUCUGCUGCAGCGACUCGAAGACGAGGAGGCGCGCGGUGGCGGCGGGGGCGCGGGCGCGCUCCCGGAGGCGGCGCGCGAGGUCGCAGUCGGGUACCUGGUGCCGCUGCUGCGGGGCCUGCGCGGGCACCCGGCGGGCGGCUCGGACCCCGGCCCGCCGGCCCGCCACCCCCGGCGCGUGCUGAGGGCGGCGAGCGCCGCUUUGCGCUCGUGCGCCCGCCUCGCUGGGGGCCCGCAGCUGGCGGCCGUCCUGGCGGAGGAGGCGCUGCGCGACCUGCUCGCCGGGGGGCCCGCGCCCGGAGCAGAGGCGGCCGUGGAGGUGCUGGCGGCGGUCGGGCCCUGCCUGCGGCCCCGCGAGGACGGGCCGCUGCUGGAGCGGGUGGCGCACGCCGCCCUCGCUCUGGCGCUGGGCGCCGACGGGGACCGGGAUGAGGCGGAGGACGCGGCGGCGCUGGCGGCCGGGAGGCUGCUGCCGGCGCUGGGCCAGUGCGGCGGGGCUGUGCUGGGGGCCGUAUGGAGCGGGCUGGUCGCGGCCGGGGCGCCCUGUGGGCCGGGCCGCGUCGGGCUGCAGCUGUUGGUGCUGAGCGCCCUGGCCGAGAGGCUGCUGCCCGAGCCCGGCGCCGACCGCGGUCCCGGAGCGGGCGACGAGGACCCCGACGCGCGGCGCUCCUGGCGCUUCUGGAGGACGGUGCAGGCGGGGCUGGCGCAGGCCCAGGACGCCCUGACGCGCAAGCGAGCGCGCUACCUGCUGCAGAGGGCGGUGGAGGUGUCGGCGGAGCUGGGGACCCACUGCACCUGCGGCCCCCAGGAAGGAAACGGCCCAAGUCUGUUUUGGUGGUCUGAGAAGAAGAAAGAUGAGCUUCUAAAGUUUUGGGAAAACUAUAUUUUAAUUAUGGAAACUCUAGAAGGAAAUCAGAUCCACGUUAUAAAGCCAGUUUUACCAAAGCUAAACAGUCUGUUUGAAUAUGCAGUGUCAGAAGAAAACGGGUGUUGGCUCUUUCACCCGUCCUGGCAUAUAUGUAUUUAUAAAAGAAUGUUUGAAAGUGAAAAUAAAAUCCUGACCAAAGAAGGUGUCAUCCAUUUUUUGGAGCUGUAUGAAACAAAGAUUCUUCCAUUUUCACCAGAAUUUUCUGAGUUUAUUAUUGGACCAUUAAUGGAUGCACUUUCAGAGAGCUCUCUAUACAUCAGGUCCCCAGGCCAGCUGAUAGGAAGUGGUUCUCCAUUGGGAUUGAAAUUACAGAAGUUUUUAGUCACUUAUGUUUCUCUUCUUCCAGAAGAAAUAAAGAGCAGUUUCCUAUUAAAGUUUAUUCAGAAGAUGACAAGUAGACAUUGGUGUGCCAUUCCCAUUUUGUUUCUGUCUAAGGCUUUGGCAAGUGUCCCAAGAUGUAAAGCCCUGGGUAUAGAAGGGCUUCUUGCUCUCAGGGAUGUUCUUCAGUGCACUAUGAUCACCCAUCAGAUUCUACUCAGAGGGGCAGCUCAGUGCUAUCUUCUUCAAACAGCUAUGAAUUUGGUAGAUGUGGAGAAGGUGUCACUUUCAGAUGUUUCAGCUUUUCUCAUGUCUCUGAGACAAGAGGAGUCCUUAGGACGAGGAACCUCAUUGUGGACAGAGCUCUGUGAUUGGUUGCGUGUUAAUGAAAGCUGUUUUAGGCGAGUCUCAACUUCUGUUUCCAUUGGACUUCCUGAGACAUCCUCUUUAAAUGCUUACGUGAAGAACCUAGUUCGAGAUUAUAUUAAGUCACCUGCUUGGGAAACGGGAGAAGACUGCCUUAUGCCUGACUGGUUUGAAGCCAAACUUGUUGCAAUGAUGGUCUUGCUGGCCGUAGAUGUGGAAGGAAUGAAGACUCAGUACAGUGAAAAGCGGAGAACACAGAAUGUAUUAAGGAUAUUCUUAGAUCCUCUUCUGGAAUCCCUUAUGAAGUUUGGUACAAAUGCCUACAUGCCCUUGCUGGAAACUGACAGAUGCCUCCAGGUCCUGUUGAAGUUAUUGCACACUUGCAUGUUGAAAGGUUCCAGUGCCCAAGAUGAUGAGGUGUUUACAUUUCUUCAGAGCUUUGUCAUGUCUACCACCGAGAGUGUUUCCGAAUUUAUCCUCCGACGGCUUACUAUGAAUGAACUAAGUAGUGUUUCGGAUCUGGAUCGUUGCCAUUUAUACCUGAUGGUAUUAACUGAGCUUAUAAAUAUCCAUUUGAAGGUUGGGUGGAAAAGAGGCAACCCUAUUUGGAGAGUUAUUUCUCUUCUGAAAAAUGCAUCCAUUCGGCAUCUUCAAGAGAUCAACAGUGGACAGGAGCCGACACUUGCCGGGCAGAUUCAGAGGGUCAUUAGUAUGGCUGCCUUGGCCAUGGUGUGUGAGGCUAUCGACCAGAAGCCAGAACUACAGCUCGACUCUCUGGAUGCCGGACCCUUGGAAAGGUUCCUCUCCUCUCUCCCGCUCAACCACACGCUGCAGAAGCCCCACGUGGAGGAGCAGAGCAGGUGUGUCCACCCCGGAGGGCAGCACCUGGAUGGUGACUGUAUGUUUUGUUUCAGUUUUUUUGAAGAAUCAUCAGCUUCCCAAGGAUGGGGGAGAAUAGUCGCACAAUAUAUUCACGAUCAGUGGGUCUGCCUCUCUUUCUUGUUGAGAAAAUAUCACACCCUCAUCCCAGUGUUGGACGGUGACGUUCUGGAGCCCAUCCUGCCUGCUCUUCAGAUGCCGGUGAGGACUCUGCAGUCCGCGCUCGGAGCCCUCACAGUCCUGCCUUCAGACCAGGUUCUGCCUGUGUUCCACUGCAUGAAAGUUCUGGUUCCCAAGCUUUUGACCUCCUCUGAAUCACUCUGUGUAGAGUCUUUUGACAUGGCUUGGAAAAUUAUAUCUGCGUUAAGCAACACUCAGCUGAUAUUCUGGUCUAAUUUAAAAGCUUUUGUUCAGUUUGUUUUUGAUACCAAAGUUCUUACCAUUGCUGCAAAAAUCAAGGGCCAGGCAUAUUUCAAAAUAAAAGAGAUUAUGUACAAGAUAAUUGAAAUGUCUGCUGUAAAAACUGGAGUCUUCAAUACACUCAUAAGUUAUUGCUGCAAAUCUUGGAUAGUUUCUGCUUCAGAUGUGUCCCAAGUAUCUUUAUCAAGUGCUAAAAAUUAUAGCGAACUUGUCCUUGAGGCUUGUAUAUUUGGAACUGUGUUUAGGCGUGAUCAAAGACUUAUUCAGGAUGUGCAGACCUACAUAGAAAAUCUCGGACAUGAUUGUGCAGCAAACACAGUUAUUGAAAAUACUAAAAGAGAAGACCACUAUGUGAGAAUUUGUGCUGUCAAAUUCCUGUGUUUAUUACAUGGCUCAAAUGUGUCUCAUAAGUUGUUUAUGGAAGAUCUUGCAAUCAAGCUAUUAGAUAAAGAUGAAUUGGCGUCCAAGUCCAGAACUCGGUACUACGUGAACUCCCAGCAGCACCGGCUGAAGAACCGGAUAUGGCAGACGCUGCUGGUGCUUUUCCCCAGCUUUGAUCAGAGUUUCUUGAAUAGAAUUAUUGACAAGAUUUUCCAGGCUGGUUUCAUCAAUAAUCAAGCAUCCAUAAAAUAUUUUAUAGAAUGGAUUAUUAUAUUGAUUCUUCAUAAAUUUCCUCAAUUUCUUCUGAAGUUCUGGGAUUGUUUUUCUUAUGGUGAAGAAAACUUUAAAACAAGCAUUUGUACAUUUUUAUCCGUUUUGUCACAUUUGGACAUCAUCACUCAAAAUAUCCCAGAAAAGAAACCAAUUCUGAAGCAAGCCCUUAUUAUCGUGCUGCAGUGGUGCUUCAGUCACAACUUUAGUAUCCGACUAUAUGCCUUAGUCGCCCUUAAGAAGAUCUGGAGCAUGUGUAAGACCCUGCACGUUGAAGAAUUUGAUGCUUUGACUUCUGUUAUUGAAUCCAGUCUCAACCAGGUGGAAAACAUGCCUGGAACAGGGAAUGCCCAGAAGAAUUGGCAACGCAUCCAGGAGCAUUUCUUUUUUGCAACAUUUCACCCAGUGCAGGAUUAUUGUCUGGAGACCAUAUUUUACAUCCUUCCACGCCUUUCAGGCCUGGUUGAAGACGAAUGGAUUGCCAUUGGUAAAUUUACCAGAUUCACUGACAUUCCUUUAGAUGCGGGAUUUCAGUGGUACCUUUCGCCAACUCACCUCUGUGAACUAAAACCGGGUGACUGGGCUCAGCAGGACAUAGGUUCUCACUCGGGCGAAGCAGAUAGCCAGUCAGAGUGGAUGGAUGUUCAGAAGAAGAUUAUCCCCUGGAAAAAUAACACUCCAGAUUUAGAUCUGGAGCUAGUAUUUCAGGAUCGUGUCGCCAAACUUGGAAAGUCGAUUAGCAGACUGAUUGUAGCAGCCUCGCUCAUUGAUAAACCAACUAACUUAGGAGGGCUGUGCCGGACCUGUGAGGUGUUCGGGGCCUCGGCGCUGGUGGUGGGCAGCCUGCAGUGCGUCAGAGACAAGCAGUUCCAAGGCCUCAGUGUCUCAGCAGAGCAGUGGUUGCCUUUAGUGGAGGUAAAACCACCUCAGCUCAUCGAUUUUCUGCAACAGAAAAAAGCAGAAGGUUACACCGUCAUUGGUGUGGAACAGACUGCCAAGAGCAUAGACCUGACCCAGUACAGCUUUCCGGAGAGAUCUCUGCUCUUGUUGGGAAAUGAACGUGAGGGAAUUCCAGCAAAUCUGAUCCAACAAUUGGAUGUUUGUGUGGAAAUUCCUCAGCAGGGCAUUAUCCGCUCGCUUAACGUCCAUGUGAGUGGGGCUCUGCUCAUUUGGGAAUAUACCCGACAGCAGCUGCUCAGGCAUGGGGACACCGAGUCAUGAACUUUGUGCCUUAUCUAAGAUCAGUUAUCGGUGCUCUCGAAACGCUGUUUAAAACCAUGUGUACUAAUGAAAUCGAUUCUGAAAUUUACCGGGAUAAUUUGUAUUUCUUUUUCUUGCCAACUGAAUGCCAAAAUUUUUUCAUGUGCCUUAAAUAUAUUACUAUAUGUUGUCCCCUUGAAUAAAUAUUUUUAGCUAAAUUGCAUUGUUUCUUGAAUAUUUUAAGCAAUUGUGGAAA
Messenger RNA from Odobenus rosmarus divergens (Pacific walrus), 5128 nucleotides. It is a transcript of the gene TARBP1, whose product is annotated as TAR (HIV-1) RNA binding protein 1. The record is from RefSeq and is a predicted model, not a curated record. The transcript is spliced from 30 exons. Gene Ontology annotation, molecular function: RNA binding; tRNA (guanine) methyltransferase activity. Gene Ontology annotation, biological process: tRNA methylation. The coding region runs from base 1 to 4893 and encodes 1630 amino acids. NCBI's taxonomy places the organism in Eukaryota, Metazoa, Chordata, Mammalia, Carnivora, Odobenidae.